AUGACGCUGGAGAAGCACUCGUUCGCGCUGUUCGGCAACCGGACGCUCCACGUGGGGUACUACACGGACGUGAAGAACAGUCCGGCGCUGCGCCAGGGGCUGCUGGACAAGAAGUUCGACGCCGCGCUCGUCAAUGCGCAGCUGAUCGCCGGCCCGUUCCAGGUGCACGCGGCUGCCGCGCGCGCUCUGCAGUGCGACGCGUCCGGCCGCCUGACCACGCGCAGCCUGCACGCCGAGCUGGUCUUCAACAUGUCGGGCUCGCGCAACGUGUCCGAGUCCUUCAAGCGGUUCGGAGUGAGCGACGACACCUCGUCCGUCGUGCUCUGCGUGCUCGACGCGGACGAGGCGGCGCUCAAGCAGGCGGAGGCGCUGGUGCAGGGCAUGCAGGUGCCGUUCGAAGAGCUCGGCACGCACCUGACCGACGCCGACGUGAAGCUCAUCAAGAAGUUCUACAAGAUCUCGGACAUGGAGCUCACGCAGUCGUCGCUCGUGGACGCUGCGACGUGCAGAAUAGCGACCAAGAGCUGCAGCAAAUAA
Messenger RNA from Phytophthora sojae, 537 nucleotides. RefSeq lists its product as hypothetical. The record is from RefSeq and is a predicted model, not a curated record. Lineage: Eukaryota; Oomycota; Peronosporomycetes; Peronosporales; Peronosporaceae. The coding region runs from base 1 to 537 and encodes 178 amino acids. The transcript has 3 exons. Gene Ontology annotation, cellular component: cytosol; nucleus; EKC/KEOPS complex. Gene Ontology annotation, biological process: telomere maintenance via recombination; tRNA threonylcarbamoyladenosine modification.